AUUCACAAUGAUCGGUCAUGCAUGCACAUAAUUUACGGACAGACACCUCGACUUUCCGGAAUCACCGGAAUUUGUUUCUUUGCCAACAUGGCCUCGCUAUUGUAAUCAGGAGACUAUACAUACAUCAAGGUCCUUCCGGUUAACGGGUAGAAAAUUAAAUUAAAAUAAAUUACAGGGGAAACAAUAAAUGCAAAAACGGUCAUUAUAAUUACGCUUGCGUUCGAUGUAAGCCGACCAUUAUAUCUUGAUGCGUCGUCUUGUUGUCGUAAGGUUUGCUUACGAUGCCUUGCUUCAAAACGUCGUCAAAUUUCGUUUCAAACUUUUUUGAACGGGGGUUAACAAGAUUUACGUCAUACAAUUUUAUUAUUCCUCGGUCAUUUCUCUGACCUCACCUUUAACCAAUAACGGAAAAACGAGUCGACUCUUUCAUGAUUGCAGUCGUACGAUUGCUGGUAUAGCGAAGGUACGUGACGCAUUAUCAAGCAGGGGUUAUCGUGCCGAACGAUAAACACAUUGACCUAAGAAAUCUCCAGAAGAAAUGGAGAGGAUGGUAGAUCAUCGUGGUAAUGGGGCAGAUGACCGAACGAUCAAAAAUCAACGAAAGGCACGUGACUGAAGAAAACGUCAUUGCGAAUUGAGGGAAAGAGAAUAUAGUUCUUUCUCUAGAUCUCUUUCUGUGUGUGUGUGUGUGUGUGUAGAUAUAUAUGUACAGGGUGAACCAUAUAACGUGAAAAUUUAUCCUCAUAUAUAUUAAUUUAAAGAGUACAUUUUUUAUAUAAUUUAUUUUUACCAAAGGUAUUUCACUCAAAACGCGUUAAGGGGAGAUAUUAUACGGAGACACGCAUACAAUGCGCUUCUAUUUUAUGCUAAGCUCUUUUGAAACGAUCGAAUGAAACACACAGACAAAUUAAAUUGAUGAUAUUUUUUCUAAGGAAAUGGAUUAUCAGCAUUACGUUAAAUGCAGCAAACAGCUGCAGAGGAGUGAAAGGGCAUACGAUAGCAAAAGAAUUUCUAUGGAAUUGAUGGAAGAAGAGGAAUACGAAGAAGAGGAGGAGGAAGAAGAAGAAGAGAAGGAGAUGGUAUCGAAUCGUCACGCGAAUUCAAAGAUUAAACCAGAGACGAGACUCGGUCUGUGCUCCGUUUGUCAUCUUAGUAUUGCCGAGAGAACUUCAGACGAAACGAACGUUGCUUUCGAACGAGCUUCUUUUUCUUCCCAAGGACAUCUCUUGUGUCGUCGUUGCAUAGAGCACUUUUCCUUUCAAUCAGGAGGGAACAAAGCGAUGACUUGUAAAGUUGAAGUUCCCGAAUCGAUGGACACCUCCUACUCUAAUGAUUCUAACGUGGAACAAAGCAAUGGCAGAUAUCACCAGCAAGACAGUUAUUGUAGCAUAAUACGGAAGGACGAACGAGAUCGGUACAAUUCCGAAUUUAAAUUCAAUGGACAAACUACGUGGGAAUGUUCUCGUAGACCGAUACGCUGUCCUCGCAUCGAUUGUGACGUUAACGUUGCAUUUUCGUCACUUACGCAUCAUUUCCUUUUCGAUCAUCCGGAAGUACCUAUUCUGAGCGUUGAACCUGGUGUGAAAAGCACGUUGAUCAUUAGUUUCGCAGCACUCUCUUACGAUACCAGUCGAUGUUUAGCUCUUCUGUUGGUAUCUGGUAAAUUAUCAGAUUCUGCUUCAAGGCUAUUCAAUAGUAAUCAGAUCAAUCCUAAAUACCGGAACCGUCUACCACUUCCUCUAUUAGCUGCUCGCUUACACUCCAUAAAUCAUUAUUCACCUUCCGACGAGGUUUAUGCUAGCGGAGAAGGUCAAUACGAAAAGAAUGUAAUAAUCGUCUGGAUCGCGGGAUUGGAUAUCGGAAAUGCCGCAAAUAUUCUCCGAUGUAGUAUUCAAGCCGUGGAUAAUAUCGAUAAUGAAAGUUUUCGAUCAUUAACGUACACGGGUCCAGUAAAUUCGCUGAGAACAGCCCAACGACCGCGAGAAGUUUUCUUAAACGGUGAUUGUAUCGUUCUUCACGAAGGCUUGAUCGAUCAUAUUACUUCCGGAUGUACCAAUCUCAACAUAAACGUUAUCAUUCAUUAGUCACGU
Vespula vulgaris is the source of this 2090-nucleotide messenger RNA. RefSeq lists its product as uncharacterized. The record is from RefSeq and is a predicted model, not a curated record. The transcript is spliced from 5 exons. Bases 936 to 2084 code for a protein of 382 amino acids. Lineage: Eukaryota; Metazoa; Arthropoda; Insecta; Hymenoptera; Vespidae.